Achroia grisella is the source of this 1827-nucleotide messenger RNA. RefSeq names its product uridine-cytidine kinase (gene Uck). Gene Ontology annotation, molecular function: kinase activity; ATP binding. The transcript is spliced from 6 exons. Gene Ontology annotation, cellular component: cytoplasm; cytosol. Bases 62 to 958 code for a protein of 298 amino acids. The record is from RefSeq and is a predicted model, not a curated record. NCBI's taxonomy places the organism in Eukaryota, Metazoa, Arthropoda, Insecta, Lepidoptera, Pyralidae.
AUAGACUUGGUGAAAACAAGGCAAAGCAAAUGAAAACAGACGUAUAGUCUGUAUAUUUUUAAUGUUUCGAAUUUCCCGAAAUAUUCCUACUGCUUAUCGUGGUUAUUUAUCAUUACUUGCAUCUUAUAGGUCUAUAAUUAGUGCUAAAAUGGCGGAUAAACCUGUGGAUUUUACACAUGCAAAUAAUAUAGAAAAUAAGACUCCAUUUCUUAUCGGCGUAGCUGGAGGAACUGCAAGUGGCAAGUCAACAGUAUGUCAACGCAUCAUGGAAAAGCUGGGCCAGCAACACAAAGAACAGACAGAGCGACGAGUAGUGUGCAUCAGCCAGGACUCAUUUUACCGCACUCUUGCACCGUCUGAAAGACUCCGGGCGGAGAGAGGACAGUUCAAUUUUGACCAUCCUGACGCUUUUGACGACAAGAAUCUUCUGGCAGUACUGAAAGAUAUCCUGGCUGGAAAGAAGGUUGAGGUGCCAGAAUAUGACUACAUCACAAAUUCUAUCAACCCACAUCGCUCGCACACAAUCUACCCAGCGGAUGUAGUGCUGAUUGAAGGCAUCCUAGUAUUCUACUUCCCUGAGGUGCGGGAACUGUUUCACAUGAAACUCUUCGUAGAUACAGACUCUGACACCAGGCUCGCCAGGAGAGUGCCACGAGACAUAAUGGAGCGCGGCCGUGAUUUGGAGCAAGUACUCAAUCAGUAUAUGAAUUUUGUAAAGCCGGCAUUUGAAGAAUUCUGUUUACCGACUAAGAAGUUUGCUGACGUCAUCAUCCCCAGAGGAGCAGACAACUUGGUGGCUAUUGAUUUAAUCGUGCAUCAUAUAUGGGAUAUAAUGUAUAAGAAGAGACCGUCGCUCAACAAGAUUAUACCAAACGGCACCUGCAAUGGCACACAUGAAGAAGAUGGCACCAAUGGCAGGAGGAUGUCGGGCAGUUCGGAGGACACACUUAGUCGAUAGUCUAUGGUGACCAUAGAGGUGCGGAAAGUACCUCUGUUCCUAUCUGUAGUAGCUUUUGUAAGGUAUACUAAUGUAUUUUAUUUUAAGUACGAAACGUUUUGUGUUAUAUGGAUUCCACUAAUAAUAUAUAUAUAUGUGAGCUACCGAGAUAUAUAUUGAAAUAUAUACGUAGCAAUUUUUGCAUCAUCCUUAAUAUUAAAUGUAAAUUUAAUAUGAAUGACUUAAGUUUACUUUAUUGAUAAAAAUAUCAAAGGUCAUUCCAAUUUGACUAUAAAAAAUAUCGAUUUACCUUUUUAAAAUAGAUGGGAGGUGUUGCAAGUAAGAAAUAAAGUCAUCUCAUGUAGCAAAUCACUAUUCCUACUAGGAAUGUACUCGAAUUUAUCUCGUAAAGUCAUACGACAUAGAAUACAUUAUGCCUCAAUUUUAUGAUUAUUAAUAUACACUAUUUUAUAUUGUGAUUGUCUUUAAUAAAUCAAUGCAUUUUUAAAUACCGUACAAAAAAUAUAUGUCUCAGACAAAAAUGUAUAAUAUAAAUAUAUGUAAUGUUUCUUUUUAAUUAUAAAUGUGUGUUAAAUUAAAUUGUCAUCAAAUGCAGAAAUACCCAACAUAUAAAAUAAAUCCACUGAAUGUAAUUUUACGUAUUUACUUUAUUUAGUACUAGUUUUCCUGUAUAUCUACUUAUAAGGCUGAAGCUGCGUAGUUUAGGAAUUGUAUACCCUAUUGUAAGAUAAAUAUGAUUUAAUUUGUAAACAUAUAUUUAGAUAAAGCGACCGAAAGAUCGUUCUUCCCGUACUCCUUAUUUGCUAAGAGAACUACUUGUAUAGAGCAUUGUUUAGCUCGUAAACAAAUUUGAACUUUGUUUAUAUAGU